AUGCCGGCCCGGAGGAGCACGCGCACGCGGAAGAUGUCGGGUUCGCCCGCGUCCUCUCCGCCACCUGUGGCAUCUUCGCCGCCCGCUGCAGUCGACGACGACGACGACGAUGAAAAUGAGGGAUAUGAAGACGAGGAUGAGGAGUUUGGGGAGGGGUCGGGCGCUGGCGAAGAAGAUGAGGAGGACGAAGACAGUGAAGGGGAGGGAGAAUCCGCAAGUGGCGACGACGAACCUCCCACUGUCAAAAAUGGAGACGGGGAAGAUUCUGAAGAUGAGGACAGCGAUGACGACGACGCCCCGCCCGUCGCUGUCCCACACUCGCAGGCGAAGAAGGCGGCGCGCGGUGUUCAGCAGCGCGUAGAAGAGGCCAGGGCGGAGGUGAACCGCGCAGCGAAGGCGAAAGCACAGGCGAGGCAAAAGGGCGGGAAGGGGAAGAAAGAGGCGGAAAUGGAAAUGCUGGGGAGCGACGCGGACAGCGAUGCUGAGAUGGAGGAAAGAAUGGAGCGGGCGAUGAGGGAGGCGCGGGCGGAGCUGGGGAGCGAUUCCGGGGAGGAAAGUGGGGAGGAGGAUGUCGAGAUGGGGUCGGGCAGCGAGGAGGACAGCGAUGAAGAAGACGAUGAGGAAAUGUCCGAUGUCCCCACCCCACCCCCGCCCAAACGAAAAGCCCUUUCGGCCACCAAAAACCACCUCCCAGACCACCUCUUCGCCUCUGCAUUCGCUACCCCCGCCCCCGCAAAAGCGCCUGCCCCAAAAACUGCCCCGGCCCCGCCGACUAAAAAGCGAAAACGUUCGAAGAAGGAGCUUGUCAUCGGCUCCCGCACGAUUCGCAUCGACGCUGCACACACCACGCCCUCCGCUCUGCCUUCGAAGAAGAUCCGCACGUUCACCGACCGUGCACUCGGCUUCAACGUCAAGACCGCCGAUGCGAAGACGAAGGGGAAGAAGGCCCGCAGGACGGAGUGGCAGCGCUUACCAGCUGCGAUUGGCGUGUUGAGAGGUCAUAGGGUGGAUGGCGGUGGACGGCCGGCGGCGCGGUUCGUGCGCAACGCGUGA
This is a messenger RNA of Mycena indigotica, 1053 nucleotides long. RefSeq lists its product as uncharacterized. The transcript has 3 exons. The record is from RefSeq and is a predicted model, not a curated record. NCBI's taxonomy places the organism in Eukaryota, Fungi, Basidiomycota, Agaricomycetes, Agaricales, Mycenaceae. Bases 1 to 1053 code for a protein of 350 amino acids.